CACACCAGCAUGACUACAGCAUGUGGACUACUACGAGAUGAUGCUACGGAUGGCGGGGCGCCAUUGAUCGAUUGUUCGCGUCUUGCCAUGGCCAUCAAGGGCGACGGUCACGUGCCUGGUAUCGACUGCCGCCGCACAUGACAAUCGUGAGGCGAGAAGCAAGGCACACCCGGGCACGGGACCACGGGACGGCAUAGCACACCGCACCCACCACCACUCCACCACACUCCCUCACCCCCAAGCUACUCUCACGAACCCCUUUGUCAAGGCAGAGAGAGCGAGAACAUGGCUGGUGUGGGCGACGCAUACGUAUGGUUUGUGACCAAGGCGCGGUACGGGAUCAUCCUAUUCUGGCUGGCUGCCCUCGGGGUGGGCAUUGUGUACGGCCCGCAGUACCUCAACUACACGUCGGGGCACUUUAAGCCUCCGCCGGGGACGCAGGCGUACACAUCGUCACAGGCGUACGAGACGCUCUUCCCCGCGGCGCAGAACAAGGGCACGCUCAUUGUCAUGGUCUCGUCCUCCGACGAAGCGGUCCGUGUCGACACCUCGCCGUGGGUCAAGACCUUUACGGUGGAGCUCGCUGAGGCGAUCGAGCAGUACUCUGCGAGCCACUCGGGCGACGGCAAGUUUGUGCACUCGAUUGCCGGGUUCUGGCUGUUAGUGGGCGGCAAUUACACCGGGCUGGCGGAGCAGUACGUGUCGCCGUCAGGCGAGUCGACCAUCAUCUCGAUCUCGUAUGCGACGAACCUGGACAAGCGGGUGGUGCCAGACUUUAUCGACUUUCUGGAGACGGCAAGCGGACACGCGGCUGUGACGGCGUCUGCUGCUGUUGGACAUGGAGCGUUCUCGUAUGGGGUGACCGGACAAGACGCACUGUGGAAGGCUGGCGAGAAGGCGACGAAGCAGUCGCUGGCACGGAUGGACACGGUUGCGCUCCCGCUGGCGCUUUUUAUUCUUGCGUCGUACCUGCGGUCGAUCCGGAUCAUGAUUAUUCCGCUCAUUGCCCUUGGCACAUCCAUGAUGACGGGCUUUAUGAUCAUGUACCCUGUAGCGCGGUACAAGUGGACGGUUGCGCAGGUUGCGCCGAACAUCCAGGGCUCGCUCGCGCUUGCGCUCUCGAUCGACUACUCGCUCUUUCUGCUCACGCGGUUCAAGGAGGAGAUUCUUGUGCAAGGCAAGGACCCUGUGGAUGCUAUUUCUGUCAUGUGCCGGACGGCGUCGCGGGUGGUGCUUGUCUCUGGCUCAACGCUCACCAUUGCCUUUCUUGGACUCGCCUUCUUUCCGCUUGCCUUUCUGCAGUCGAUCGGCAUUGGGGCAGCGGUCACGCUCUUCUGCACCAUUUCUGUCAACCUCACCCUCACGCCUGCGAUCCUGCUCACGUUUCCUAACUUUUUCGGCCAGUUUGGUGUCUACGACUUUAUUCUGGUGUGGUGGGCGCGAAUGCGCGGGCAGGCACCGCGGUCGGUUGCUGCCUCGCCAGAGACACGGCCACUGCUGAUGUCGGAUCCCGAGUACUCGCGAUCGAUCCAGGGGACGGCAACAACGCCGGUUAAUGGCGAGCCCGGGCUGUUUGCAGUCAACGCGGCGGCGAUCGGGUCGGAUCCCCUCGUCGCGGGCGAGAAAGUGAGCAAGAGCAAGCUGGUCAUCGAAGAUCCGAUUGCGUUCAAGGAGGGCGCGUCACGGAUGCUCUGGUUCUCGUCGUCCAAGUACACGGCGCGGACGCUGUCUGCGGCGAUCAUCAUUGUCGUUGUCGUUGCGGUCCUCGUCCCGUUUGCGGUUCAGGUCAAGGAUCUGCACAUCACGGCCGACUCGACUCAAGUCUUCCCGCGUGACGCGCCGGCGCUCAAGCUCUUCCAUGCCUUCCAGACCCUCUUCCCGCCGGGCCUCAUCUCGCCGUACCACGUUCUGGCGGUGCCGCCGGCGCACUUUGGCUCGGUCCUCACGCCGCAGUACUUUAACUUUACAGCGACGCUCACGCAAGUCCUCACCAAGGCUGUCCCGCUCAAGGACCUCACCUCGCUCACGAUGGUCAACGGCGUGGAGGUCUCGCUCCCCGAGGCCGCGGCGUACCUCUCGUACAAGGGUCCCGGCGGGCCGGGCGCAUCGGACUUUGCCAAGCGCGCGUACGUGUACCAGGCCAACUUUGGCUCGCUCGUCAACAGCGCGCACUCGGCCGCGACGGUCAAGGUCCUCACGCCGUUUGACCCACUCGGCGAGGAGGCCAAGCCGUGGCUCUCCUCGGUCCGCGCGCUCCUCGCCUCCUCGCACGAGCUCGACUCGUACCGCGGGACCCAGUACUCUGCCCUCUACGUGCUGGGUGGCAACACGGUGGUCAUCGACACCAUGGAUCGCAUCUUCAAGCUCUUUCCGUACGUGGCGCUUGCGACAGCCGUCGUCAUUUUUGCCAUUGUCGCCAUCCUCUACCGCUCACUCGUCGUCCCGGUCCGCCUCCUCUUUACCAUUGCGCUGCCCAUCGGGGCGACGCUCGGCCUGGCGGUCAUGAUUUUCCAAAAGGGAAACUUUGACAAGCUCGCCGAGUCGGUUCUCUCGCAGUCCAAGGGCAUCUACUGGCUUGUCCCAGUCAUGUCCAUUCCCAUCUGCAUGGGCCUCAUGCUCGACUACCAGAUUUUCAUCCUCUCGCGCAUUGCCGAGCUCCGCCGUGCUGGCUUUGACCACUACUCCUCGGUCCGCCUUGGCGUUUCGUCGGCCGGCACUGUCGUCUCGGUUGCCGGUGUCAUCAUGGCUGUCGCCUUUGGCUCGCUCCUCAUUGCCGAGGAGCUCCUCCUCAUGUGCCUCGGCUUUAUUCUGUGCUUUGCUGUUCUCCUCGACACCCUCCUCAUCCGGCCCGUCAUCGUCCCCGCUGCCGUCUGGCUCUCAGGCGACAUCAACUGGUGGCCGUCGCGCAUGCCCGAGCCGCAUGUUGUCAUCCCGUGGUAGAUGCUGAUGUAGUAACACAGGUUUGCUGGCC
Molecule: messenger RNA, 2971 nt
Organism: Thecamonas trahens ATCC 50062
Lineage: Eukaryota; Apusomonadida; Apusomonadidae
Product: MMPL domain-containing protein
Exons: 1
Coding region: 286-2940 (884 amino acids)
Cellular component (GO): membrane
Source: RefSeq, a predicted model, not a curated record